Molecule: messenger RNA, 5093 nt
Organism: Thermothelomyces thermophilus ATCC 42464
Lineage: Eukaryota; Fungi; Ascomycota; Sordariomycetes; Sordariales; Chaetomiaceae
Exons: 10
Coding region: 1-3657 (1218 amino acids)
Biological process (GO): intracellular protein transport; intra-Golgi vesicle-mediated transport; retrograde vesicle-mediated transport, Golgi to endoplasmic reticulum
Cellular component (GO): COPI vesicle coat
Molecular function (GO): protein binding; structural molecule activity
Source: RefSeq, a predicted model, not a curated record
AUGCAGUCCUCCUCGGGAAUGCUCACAAAGUUUGAGUCCAAGUCGUCGCGCGCAAAGGGCAUCGCAUUCCACCCUAAACGACCAUGGAUUCUCGUCUCCCUUCACUCGUCCACCAUUCAGCUGUGGGAUUAUCGAAUGGGCACCUUGAUUGACCGAUUCGAAGAGCACGAUGGCCCCGUCCGCGGCGUCGAUUUUCACAAGACGCAGCCCCUUUUCGUUUCGGGAGGCGAUGACUACAAGAUCAAGGUCUGGUCGUACCAGACACGCCGCUGCCUGUUCACGCUAAAUGGGCAUCUCGACUAUGUCCGCACUGUCUUCUUUCACCACGAGCUUCCUUGGAUCGUCAGCGCCAGUGACGAUCAGACCAUUCGGAUAUGGAACUGGCAAAACCGCUCCCUGCUUUGCACCAUGACAGGCCACAACCAUUACGCAAUGUGCGCUCAAUUCCACCCCAAGGAGGAUCUUGUCGUCUCGGCCUCGCUUGACCAGUCAGUCCGGGUUUGGGAUAUCUCUGGCCUUCGCAAGAAGCACUCCGCUCCGACCUCCAUGUCGUUCGAGGACCAAGUCUCCCGCGCCAAUGCAAACCAGACCGACAUGUUCGGUAACACGGAUGCCGUCGUCAAAUUCGUUCUCGAGGGCCACGACAGGGGCGUGAACUGGGUUGCUUUCCAUCCCACGAUGCCCUUGAUCGUCUCCGCUGGAGAUGACCGUCUGAUCAAGCUGUGGCGCAUGAGCGAGACCAAGGCUUGGGAGGUCGAUACUUGCAGAGGUCACUUCCAGAACGCUAGCGGCUGUCUGUUUCACCCACACCAGGAUCUCAUCCUGUCCGCAGGAGAAGACAAAACCAUCAGGGUCUGGGACCUGAACAAGCGCACCGCUGUUCACACUUUCAAACGCGAGAACGACCGCUUUUGGGUCAUCGCAGCCCAUCCGGAAAUUAACCUCUUCGCUGCCGGCCACGAUAAUGGUGUGAUGGUGUUCAAGCUUGAGCGCGAGAGACCGGCUUCAGCCGUGUACCAGAACAACUUGUUUUACAUCACAAAAGACAAGUGUGUCAAGUCUUACGACUUCCAGAAGAACAUUGAAUCGCCCACACUUCUAUCCCUCAAGAAGCUGGGCAGCCCCUGGGUACCACCCCGCACCCUCUCUUACAACCCGGCCGAGCGCUCAAUCUUGGUCACGUCAUCGGCAGACGGCGGCACCUACGAGCUAGUUAGUCUUCCUCGGGACGGCUCUGGAGCGAUCGAGCCGGCAGAGUCGAAACGCGGCCAGGGCAACUCUGCCAUCUUCGUUGCUCGCAACCGGUUUGCGGUCCUGAACACGUCCACCCAGACGGUGGAUAUCAAGGACCUAACCAACAACACCACGAGGUCUUUCAAGCCUCCUGUUGGGACCAGCGACAUUUACUUUGGAGGAACCGGCAAUCUCCUCAUUAUCACACCUACCGCCGUCCACCUUUACGAUAUCCAACAGAAGAAAACGGCCGCAGAGCUUGCUGUCAAUGGCGUGAAGUACGUGGUGUGGUCCAAUGAUGGCCUCUAUGCUGCGCUGCUCAGCAAGCACAAUGUCACCAUUGUGACGAAGACUCUGGAGCAGGUCAGCACCCUUCACGAGACUAUUCGGAUUAAGAGCGCCACGUGGGAUGAUGCGGGAGUGCUCCUGUAUUCGACUUUGAACCACGUCAAGUACACCUUGCUCAAUGGCGACAAUGGUAUCGUUCGGACCCUGGACCAAACCGUGUACCUCGUUCGCGUCAAGGGCCGCAAUGUGUAUUGCCUUGACCGCGCCGCGAAGCCGAGGAUCCUUCAGAUCGACCCUACUGAGUACCGGUUCAAGCUCGCGCUCGUGAAGAGGAACUACGAGGAAAUGCUCCAUAUCAUUCAAAACUCCAGCUUGGUCGGCCAGUCGAUCAUCUCAUACCUGCAGAAAAAGGGUUACCCCGAGAUCGCUCUCCAGUUCGUGCAGGACCCUGCUACGCGCUUUGAGCUGGCAAUCGAGUGCGGGAAUCUGGAGGUGGCAGUCGAGGUCGCCAAGCAACUGGACCGCCCCAAGCUUUGGACGAGGUUGAGCACCGAGGCGCUCGCUCAUGGCAACCACUCCGUGGUCGAGAUGUGCUACCAGAAACUCAAGCACUUUGACAAGCUCUCGUUCCUUUACCUGACGACAGGCGACAAUACUAAGCUGUCAAGGAUGGCCAAGAUCGCCGAACAUCGGGGAGACUUCACUUCGAGAUUCCAGAACGCGCUCUACCUGGGAGAGGUUGAGGAUAGGAUUCAAAUGUUCAAGGAAAUCGAUUUAUACCCUCUUGCAUACAUGACGGCCAAAGCCCACGGCCUGGAGGAAGAGGUUCAGUCCAUCCUCGAGGCUACUGGCCUCACAGAAGACCAGCUCAAUCUUCCUACCUUCGGCAAGCCGCUCACCCCCCCCAGUCCCGUCGUACCGACGUACCAGGCCAAUUGGCCGACUAAGGCGACCUCUCAGUCGUUCUUUGAGAAAGCGCUCCUCGGCCAGGUUGAGGGCCUUUCGCUCGAAGACGAACCGGCCGCGGCCAACGGUCUUGGCGAGGCAGAGGAAGAAGGCACUGCGAAGCGGGAUACGCUCGGUGAAGCCGAUGAGGAUGAGGAUGCCGCUGGCUGGGACAUGGGCGAGGACAUCGUCGCCGAGGUUGAGGAGGGCUUUGUCAACGUGGAGAGCGCCGACGCGGGCGGUGCGGGCAGCAGUGAGGCAGACCUGUGGGCCCGCAAUUCCCCGUUGGCUGUCGACCAUGUCGCUGGCGGGUCUUUCGAGACGGCCAUGCAACUGCUUAACCGCCAAGUCGGUGCCGUCAACUUUGCGCCGCUCAAGCCCCGGUUCUUGGAGGUUUACCAAGCCUCGAAGACCUACCUACCCGCGUCGGCUGGUCUACCGCCGCUCGUCAACUAUGUCCGCCGCACAGUCGAGGAGACUGAUCCGAGGAAGGUUCUCCCAAUUAUUCCAAGAGACUUGGAAUAUUUGGCGUCCAACGACCUGCAGCGGGGUUACGACGCGAUGAAGGCUAACAGGCUGGAGGACGGUCUGAGAAUCUUCAAGGGCAUCCUUCACGCGGUGCUGAUCAACGCCGUAGGCAGUGACAGCGAGGUGGCCGAGGCCAAGAAGUUGAUUGCCUCGGCCAGCGAGUAUGCCGUUGCCAUGUCGAUUGAGCUCGGGCGGAGAGCGCUCGGCUCUCCUGACACGGUCAACCAGGAUCCUCAACUGCUGAAGCGGAGCCUGGAGCUGUCGGCCUACUUUACGAUUCCCAAAAUCGAGGUGCCACAUCGCCAGCUAGCCCUGCUCAAUGCCAUGAAUUUGGCGAUGCGCAGCAAGAACUACAACUCGGCGUUGAGUUUUGCCAACAGGAUAUUGGCUAACGGGGGGGCGACCAGGAUCCUGGAGAGUGCCCGUCGGACCAAGGCUCAAUGUGAGCGCAACCCGAAUGACGCGGUCGAGAUUGAGUUCGAUCAGUUUGCCGAGUUCGACAUCUGUGCAGCCAGCCACACACCAAUUUACAGCGGCACCGCGUAUGAGGAGUGCGCGUUUGACGGGUCCAAGUACCACACCAAGUACAAGGGCACAGUUUGCGUCGUGUGCGAGGUCUGCGAGGUUGGCAAGCACGGAAGCGGCCUCAAGCUGUUCGCUUGAUAUCUUCAAAGGACCGGGGAGUGGGGUCUUAAUCGUCUAGAGAGCGGCGCCUCAUGAAAUUGGCCGACAUAUCAUGCGGGGCUUCACGGAGCGGAAAAGUCCGGGGUUUUUACAGUCGCCGCUUACGGCGCGGCGGGGCAUGUUUGGGACGUUGAACACGAACUGUAGUGGUAGCAGAGCAGAACCGUUUGAUUAUGAACCCUGUUGCUUCUGGACUGAGCAACCAGGUUAUUAUUGAGUGCGGAGCCUUUUCCUGGUCCAUGACCGACCAUCGGCCUAUAUUCUUCAUACAGAACCAGUAUGUUAAGCCCGCCGCCAAUCUACCCUCCGGGUUGAUAUGCGCCUAGACAAUGGUCUCCAAUUGCCGGGCAUAGCCCAGGGUAUUCUCGAUCACCAUCUGGCUCAUCUCCUUUUCCUGCUCCUCCUCGCCUGUCUCUUGUGCGGAAGGGAAGAAGAUCUGGCCGUCCUUGACUAUCCAGCCGCGGCUACGCGCAAACUCGACGACGGCGCCCUCGGAGUCGAGGAACAACAGCGACUUUGUGGACGAGAGGGGAAGGGAGGGGUAGGCGCGCUCGCUGGACGAGGCGAUCUCGGACCGGAUUUGCGAGGUCAGGAUCUCAGAAAACACCCCAAACUCCUCGCACGGCACUUCGCCCUUCUUCAUUGCCUUCCACACGCGGUCGUAGCUCCCCUCCAUCAGCCACCGCUCCAGCCGGAUCGGGUACCCCAGGUAUCGGUCAUUCUCGACCUCGGCGCCCCCCGCCGCGGCGGUCGUCAUCGACAGCGCCUCCAGCUCCGAGUGGAACUCGCCGUACAGACCCUGCGUCAGCAGCAGGAGCAGGUACAGACCCAUGAUCUUGUUGCGCUCGUCCUUGGUCUCGCCGUCGGCCUGGAGGAGCUCGUAGAAGGGCCGCAGCUGCGAGACGUAGCGGGUGAAGGCGGCCGGGUCGCGGGCGCGGAUCGACGCCAGCGCGCCCUGCUCGUACGUGUCCCGGGCGAGGGCCAGCAGCGGGCGGGGGGUGGUCGGGGACGGGGUCAGGGCGUUGAGCUUGAGGAGGAGCAGCUUGGCGCGCGACAGGAGGGCGGCGGUUUCCGGGUACGAGGCCGGAGGUUUGGUCUUGAGGUGGCUGACGAGCUGGGCUAGUUCGCGGUCGGCCAUCUUCUCGUAUCACUUCCUCUCUCUGUCACUCUUGGUCUUUUUUCUGUGAAUAGGUGGUGUGGGAUUGUCGUGGCGACCUGUUGGAGGAGGGCCCGGGUCCGCCUGGAUUCGAGAGCUGUCAAAACAGCUCCGUUUGUGGCUGCGCGGCGGAUGGGCGCGUGGUGGGAUGUGGGUUUGUGUGUGCAAUUCUUGGUGUCAAGCCUAGUAUUCCAAAUUAACGGAUCUCCUUGCAAUUCUGUUGACUGGGGGUUUUUCGAGUCGGCGCAGUCGAUGGAUG